This is a messenger RNA of Penicillium manginii, 4536 nucleotides long. Its product is annotated as vacuolar protein sorting/targeting protein 10. The record is from RefSeq and is a predicted model, not a curated record. The transcript is spliced from 2 exons. The coding region runs from base 1 to 4536 and encodes 1511 amino acids. Gene Ontology annotation, molecular function: protein binding. Gene Ontology annotation, cellular component: Golgi apparatus; membrane. NCBI's taxonomy places the organism in Eukaryota, Fungi, Ascomycota, Eurotiomycetes, Eurotiales, Aspergillaceae. Gene Ontology annotation, biological process: Golgi to vacuole transport; protein targeting to vacuole; Golgi to endosome transport.
AUGAUCCCCCGGUGGCUGCUCCUCAUAGUAGGGCUCCUCUCCCUCCUAACGCCCUCCAUCGCCAAAAAAGACAAACUAAAAGCCCACUCCUCCGAAUUCGACCGUCAACCAAAUAACCUCUUCUACUUCCCGGGCUCAAACACAAUCCUCUUCGAAGACGCCGUCGCAAGAAACGCCUACAUCUCCACAGACGGCGGGAAAGAAUGGGACAUCAUCAAAGGGCCCGGCGCGGCCAUGGAAGGCGCCGUCGUCAUGUUACAGUCGCACCCGUUUGAUCAGAGCCGCGCUUAUGCGCUCGGUGAGAGCGGAAAGGGCUGGAUCACUACUGAUCGCGGUGAGAGCUGGAACAAGUUUGAAAUCGAUACUACGCCUAAUGAUGCGAGGAAGUAUUCUCCGCUCAGGUUUCAUGGGUGGGAUGCGAAGCGCGUUAUCUUUAUGGGGCGCGAUUGCUCUGUUCAUGGGUGUCUUCCUACGGCGUAUUAUACGGUUGAUGACUUCAAGUCCGUGCAUAAGUUGGCCGAGGAUGAGGAUACGUUUGAUUGUACGUGGGCGGCGGGCACGCCUGAGUUCGGUCGGGAUCUGGAGUCUGCGAAGGAUCUUGCGGACCGGGUGAUGUGCGUUGUUACUGGGCAGAAGGAUGGGCAUCUGGAGUCGUUUUUCCGUCGGAGGCUGCUUGCGUCGAAUGAUUUCUUUAAGGAUGGGGGUGUUGAGAUUAAUCUUGAUUGGGGUCGACCGGUGCCUGGUGUUGAGAUUCGAAUGGUUGCUGUCAAGAAGUAUAUUGUUGUUGCGCUUCAGUCUCGCGGGACGAUGGAGCAGACGCUUUAUAUUAGUGAUGAUUCGAGGGAGUGGCAUCGGGCGGAGUUUGGGGGCCAUCGACUUGAGCAGGAUGGGUAUACGAUUCUUGAGAGUACGAAUUAUAGUAUCCAGGUUGAUGUGCAGACGGUGCUGAAUGAGAACCCGGUUGGUGUGUUCUUUACGUCGAACUCCAAUGGGACUUAUUUCACUCCGAAUAUUGAGCAUACGAAUCGCAAUGUGAAGGGCAAUGUUGACUUUGAGAAGUUGGCGGAUAUCCAGGGCAUUGUUAUUGUGAAUACGGUUGAGAAUUGGGAGAAGGUUGAGGAGGAUCCGAGUGAGAAGAAGAAGCUUACUACCAAGAUCAGCUUUGAUGAUGGGAGGACGUUUGGUUCUCUCAAGGCUGAUGGGGAUCCGUUGCAUAUUCACUCGCUGACCUCGUAUGAGGAAUUGCAUGAAUUGGCGGCUCUCGGACGCAUGUUCUCCAGCCCGGCACCCGGUCUGGUCAUGGGCGUGGGUAAUACUGGCGAUUACUUGGAGAAAUACUCCAAGGGCAAUCUUUAUGUCUCCGAUGAUGCUGGCGUUACUUGGCGACAGGCUCUGAAAGGACCUCACCGGUUCGAGUUUGGCGAUCACGGCGGUGUUAUCGUUGCUGUGAAGGAUGACGGCGAUGCCACUGACGAAGUGCGGUACUCGAUCAACCACGGCAAAGAGUGGGAAACGCUCAAGCUGAAGCACGACAUCAAGCCACUCUUCAUCACAACCACGCCUGACUCGACUAGCUUGAAGUUCGUGCUUGUUGGCAUGACCAAAGAGCCCAAGUUCCACAUCUACCAGCUGGACUUUGACGAGCUCCACGAGCGCAAGUGCGACAAGGAUGAUUUCGAGGACUGGGUCGCUCGUUUGGAUGAGAAGGGCGAGCCGGACUGUCUGAUGGGUCACAAGCAGGUUUUCCGUCGUCGCAAAUCUGACGCCGAAUGCUUUAUCAAGGAUGAGUUUACCAUUGACUCUCCCAAAGCUGAGAACUGCAAGUGCUCGGCCGAGGACUUCGAAUGCGACUACAACUUCAAGCGUAGCGAUGAUGGCAAGCGCUGUCUUCCCGCGGUCUCUCUGCAUACUCCCGCCGAUACGUGCAAAAAGCCGGAAGAUACAUUUGUCGGUCCGUCUGGCUGGCGAUUGAUCCCCGGUGAUACUUGUAUCCGGGAAGGCGGCGAAAGUCUCGACAAAGAGAUUGAACAGCCCUGUGGAAAUUCCACCGGGUCUCCGGUUGCAGAUGGCAAGAUCCGUGUCGGCAAGCCGUCGCUGUUCACCUCGGCCAAACCGACUUAUUUCUACCUUGAACGUCAGUCUAGCAGCAACGGAGACGACGAGACAAUCUUCCAACUUGCUGCCGAUGGCCAACUCUGGAUUACCCACGACCAUGGCAAAAAGUGGGAACAACCCUCCCAGCUGAAGGGAGAGAGUAUCACCGACAUGAUCCCGCAUCACCACUACACCGACGGCGCGUAUUUCCUCACCGACAAGAAGAAGCUCUGGUAUACCAGCAACCGCGGCGCGAAGUUCCACUCGGGCGAGAAACCAACCAAGUACGUCGACAAGUAUAUCGGUCCACUGGCAUUCCACGAGAAGAACAUGGACUGGGCGAUUUGGAUGGGAUCCGACGACUGCGACGGAAGCGAUGGCACCGCCUGCGCCAUGGAUGCCUACAUCAGCACCAACUCUGGCAAUGACUGGAAGCAAUUGGUUAGCGGGGUCGGUCAAUGCGUAUUCGGAUACCAGCCCAACGUCGAAGGCACAGAACAUCUCAUCAUCUGCGAAAAGUACCAAAACGAGCUAGUCAAGAACGACAGACAACUCGUCACCAACGGCGGUGAUCCGAACCGCGACUGGCUCGCGCCGAGGGAUGUCAUCUUUGACAAUAUUGCCCGAUUCGUUACGAUGGAUGGCUUCUUCGUUGUCGCAACGUACCCGACGGAACAGCAUGAGUUUUUGAAUGUCAGCACCAGUCUGGAUGGAAAGGUCUUUGCGCAGGCGCAUUUCCCGCAUAAUCUUGCCUACAGCGAUGUUAAGCAGUACACCGCUGUUCCGGGAUCUAAGCAUGCGCUUUUCAUGAACGUUGAGGCGAACGGCGAGUCCGGGCAUAAAUUUGGCUCGCUGGUCAAGAGUAAUAGCAAUGGUACCUACUUCGUGUCCAGUCUGGAGGGACUGAGUGAGAACGACUAUGGAUACAUUGAUUACGAGCGCAUCGCCAAUCUGGAAGGUGUUGCCAUUGCCAACGUUGUCGUGAACCGGGACGAGGUUAAGAGCAAGGCUGAAUCGAAGAAGUUGCGCACUGUCGCCACUCACAAUGACGGUGGACAGUGGGCAUUACUCCCGCCUCCGUCUCGGGAUGUCGAAGAUAAGAAAUUCGACUGCUCCGUUCAAGAAGGUCAUGGCACGGAGGACUGUGCUCUGCACAUCCAUGGAUACACCGAGCGUCGCGACUGGCGGGAUACAUUCUACUCGGGUUCUGCCAUCGGUCUGCUUCUCGGCGUGGGUAACGUUGGCGAAUACCUCUCCGGCAGUGAUCAAGCGGACACAUUCCUCAGCAGUGACGGCGGAAUUUCCUGGAAGAACGUUAUGAAGGGCAGGUAUAUGUGGGAAUUCGGCGAUGCAGGUUCUAUCGUUGUUCUUGUCCGCGAACUCGAGCCAACCAAGGUCAUCCACUACAGUCUGGACCGCGGUAGUACCUGGAUCGAGUUCCAAUUCUCUGAUACCGAGAUCUCCAUCGGCGACAUUUCCACCGUGCCUUCGGAUACAUCGAAGAACUUCCUUCUCUGGGGCAAAGAUGUCAGGUCAUCUUCCGCCUCUUCCAAAAUGGCGACCAUCAACCUCGAUUUCAGCGGUCUGUGGAGCCGGACAUGUGCGGAUAUUGACUCGGACGAAGCGAGCAAGGAUUUCGACCUCUGGACCCCAAAACACCCACUGCAAGAUGAUAACUGUCUCUUCGGCCAUGUCGAGCAGUACCAUAUUAAGAAGGUUGAUGCCGAGUGCUGGGUCAACUGGCGCGAGCCACACUCGCACAUCAUCGCGAACAACUGCACCUGCACCCGCGCAGACUUUGAAUGUGACUAUAACUACGAAAUCCAAUCCGACGGCAGCUGCGGCUUAGUCCCCGGCCUACCCAAACCAGACCACAGCCUCGCCUGUGCCUCCGACCCCGAACUAGUAGAAUACUACGAACCAACCGGCUACCGCCGCCUCCCACAAACAACCUGCCAAGGCGGCGACCGUGACGCAAUGGACAAAGGAACAAUGCACGCCUGCCCAAACAAAGAAGAAGAAUUCGACCGCAAACACGGAAUCAGCAGCGUGGGUCUCUUCUUCGCGAUCGUCAUUCCCAUAGCCGCGGCCGCUGCGUUCGGAUAUUUCGUCUACACACGCUGGGACAGCAAAUUCGGCCAGAUUCGUCUCGGCGAGUCGGGUCUUGCUUCUGGUGGCUCUGCGCGCGAAGUCGCUCUUGCUAUUCCUGUCGCGGUUAUUGCGGCUGUUGUUGCUGUUGCGCAGGCUUUGCCGUUGCUGUUGAGUAGUCUUUGGAGGAGUGGGGCUGGAUUGUUUAAAAUGGGUGGUGGUCGUGGUGGAUAUCAGCGUCCGUAUGCGACUAGGGGUUCUUUUGCGGCGAGACGGGGUGACUAUAGCGUUGUUGAUGAUGAGGAUGAGUUGUUGGGGGCGGAGGAUUUUGAGGAGGAGGAGGAGGAGGCGUAG